CCUGCCUGUGACAGACUUGUCUCAUUCGUUUGUUAGUGUAGAGAUGAUAGAUAUUAGUUGUGUCACGUUAGCUAGCUACCCGUGGCCAUCAUCAGACCUGUCUACAUGUUGAGCACAGGUAGCUAGCGAGUGGACUUUCUCGUGCGGCCACCGCUUGGAUCCAUCUUCUUCCCUUCCCCGGAGUCCGGACUGGAACGACGAGCUGCCCCUCCCAACUCCCAACAAGCAGAAGCAGAAGCAGAAGCAGAAGCAGCAAUCUCCCAACAAGAGAGCCAUGGGUGACCCUGACGACGCGGUGCUCUUCGUAGGGGUGUCUCUGGUGCUGGGAAUCGCCUCCCGCCACCUCCUCCGCGGCACCCGCGUCCCCUACACCGUCGCCCUCCUCGUCCUCGGCGUCGCCCUCGGUUCCCUCGAAUACGGAACACAGCAUGGUCUCGGCAAACUUGGAUCCGGCAUUCGUAUCUGGGCUAACAUAAACCCUGAUCUUCUCUUGGCUGUUUUUCUACCUGCCCUCCUGUUCGAAAGCUCGUUUUCAAUGGAAAUACACCAAAUAAAGAGAUGUAUGGCACAAAUGGUGUUACUUGCUGGACCAGGUGUCAUAAUAUCAACAUUUUUACUUGGCACUGCUGUAAAGCUCACUUUUCCAUACAACUGGAGCUGGAAAACAUCAUUGUUGCUUGGUGGACUUCUUAGUGCAACUGAUCCUGUUGCUGUGGUUGCACUGCUAAAAGAACUUGGAGCAAGUAAUAAGCUCAGUACAAUAAUUGAGGGUGAAUCCCUAAUGAACGAUGGGACUGCUAUCGUUGUCUAUCAGUUAUUCUAUAGAAUGGUGCUCGGAAGAACCUUUGAUGCUGGCUCAAUAAUAAAGUUCUUGUCACAAGUUUCACUUGGAGCUGUCGCUCUGGGCCUUGCGUUUGGAAUUGUUUCAGUACUGUGGCUGGGCUUUAUUUUUAAUGAUACAAUCAUAGAGAUUGCGCUUACUCUUGCCGUCAGCUAUAUAGCUUUCUUCACUGCCCAAGAUUCACUGGAAGUCUCUGGUGUUCUGACCGUUAUGACGCUGGGAAUGUUCUAUGCAGCUUUUGCAAAAACUGCUUUUAAGGGUGACAGUCAGCAAAGUUUACACCAUUUCUGGGAAAUGGUUGCUUACAUUGCAAACACACUUAUUUUUAUAUUGAGUGGGGUUGUUAUUGCAGACGGUGUUCUACAGAACAAUGUCCAUUUUGAGAGGCAUGGCACUUCGUGGGGCUUCCUUGUUCUGCUCUAUGUCUUUGUGCAAAUAUCUCGAGUUGUAGUUGUUGGUGUUUUGUAUCCGUUGUUGCGUCACUUUGGGUAUGGUUUGGACUUGAAAGAGGCCGCAAUUCUUGUUUGGUCAGGGCUGCGAGGGGCUGUUGCUCUGUCACUAGCGUUAUCUGUUAAGCGUACCAGCGAUGCAGUUCAACCUUAUCUGAAACCAGAAGUUGGAACAAUGUUUGUGUUCUUCACUGGUGGCAUCGUGUUUCUGACACUGAUUUUGAAUGGUUCGACCACACAAUUUUUGUUACAUAUUCUUGGCCUGGACAAACUGUCAGCGACAAAGCUUCGCAUAUUGAAAUAUACAAGAUAUGAAAUGCUGAACAAAGCUUUAGAGGCUUUUGGUGAGCUUAGGGAUGAUGAGGAACUUGGACCUGCUGAUUGGGUUACUGUAAAGAAAUACAUCACUUGUUUGCAUGACUUGGGUGAUGAGCCAGAGCAUCCCCAUGAUGUUUCUGACAAAGAUGAUCGCAUGCAUACCAUGAACUUAAGGGAUAUCCGAGUGCGGCUUUUGAAUGGUGUGCAAGCUGCUUACUGGGGAAUGCUUGAAGAGGGACGAAUAAAUCAAGCGACAGCAAAUAUUCUAAUGAGAUCAGUUGAUGAAGCUAUGGAUCUUGUUUCCAGACAACCAUUAUGUGAUUGGAAGGGUUUACAGUCCAGUGUCCAGUUCCCGAAUUACUAUAGGUUCCUUCAGAUGAGCAAGUUGCCACGAAAGCUUAUCACAUACUUCACAGUAGAAAGAUUGGAGUCAGGAUGUUACAUGUGUGCUGCAUUUCUUCGUGCUCACAGAAUUGCAAGGCGUCAACUACAUGAUUUUCUUGGUGAUAGUGAGGUUGCAAGAAUUGUUAUUGAUGAAAGUAACGCUGAGGGGGAGGAAGCUAGAAAAUUCCUGGAAGAUGUUCGCAUUACAUUCCCGCAGGUACUACGUGUGCUAAAGACGCGACAAGUCACAUAUUCAGUAUUGACACACUUGAGUGGGUAUAUCCAAAACCUCCAGAAGACUGGAUUGCUGGAAGAAAAGGAAAUGGUCCAUUUAGAUGAUGCUUUGCAGACAGACUUGAAGAAGUUGAAGAGGAAUCCACCACUGGUGAAAAUGCCAAGAGUUAGUGAGCUUUUAAACAAUCAUCCUUUAGUUGGUGCGCUGCCUGCUGUUUCGCGUGAUCUUUUAUUAAGUAAUACAAAAGAAACUGUACGAGGACACGGCACGAAUCUUUAUAGGGAAGGCUCAAGGCCAACUGGUAUAUGGCUUGUUUCGAUUGGUGUAGUAAAGUGGACAAGUCAGAGAUUAAGCAGCAGGCAUUCUUUGGAUCCGAUCUUAUCACAUGGAAACACUUUGGGUCUAUAUGAGGUGCUGAUUGGAAAGCCAUAUAUUUGUGACAUGAUUACAGAUUCUGUGGUACACUGUUUCUUCAUCGAAGCUGAAAAGAUAGAGCAAUUGCGUCAGUCAGAUCCAUCGAUUGAGGUUUUCCUGUGGCAGGAAAGCGCUCUGGUCAUUGCCAGGCUUUUGCUCCCACAGAUAUUUGAGAAAAUGGCAAUGCAUGAGAUCAGGGUUCUGAUUGCUGAAAGAUCUACUAUGAACAUAUACAUCAAGGGGGAAGACAUUGAACUCGAGCAGAAUUACAUUGGCAUUUUGCUGGAAGGAUUUUUGAAGACCAAGAACCAAAAUCUGAUCACACCUCCAGGGGUGCUGCUGCCAUCAAAUACCGACUUGAACUUAUUUGGUCUCGAGUCUUCAGCUAUGAACCAUAUAGACUACUGUUACACUGCACCCAGCUAUCAAGUAGAGGCUAGAGCGCGGAUUAUCUUCUUUGAAAUAGGCAGGGUCUGGGAGACACAGCCCGAUCUUCAGAGAACCGUGUCAUUGCUGGCUCAAACCCAUGAACCACCACGGACCCUGAGCAAAGAGCAUAGUGGCCUGCUCAGUUGGCCAGAAAGCUUCCGGAAGUCCCGAGGGCCUCACAAUGUCAGCUUUGCUGAGAUGAGAAACCAACCGGGCAGCCUCUCUGCUAGAGCCCUGCAGUUGAGCAUGUACGGCAGCAUGAUCAAUGACAUGCACUCGGGUCAGGGUCAGAGGCGGCAGAGGCACCGCAUGCAGGCAACGAACCAGAAGCAUAGCUCCUCCUACCCCAGAGUGCCGUCAAGGCCGUCCAACGCGCGGCCUCUGCUCUCCGUGCAGUCGGAGGGUUCCAACAUGAAGAGAAUGGCAGCUCCAAAAGAAGCUGGCGAGGCUCCUGCUCCGGCGACCUCCGCAGGCCAGCGGCGACGGAAGGCGAUGGAAGCCAACAACUCCAGCGACGACGAGUCCGCGGGGGAAGAAGUCAUUGUCAGAGUCGACUCCCCCAGCAUGCUGUCUUUCCGCCAGCCCUCCAAGUAGCCAUCUUUUCGGCAUACCAAGCAUUCUCUCUUUCUUGCUGGAUUUUGCACUGUGAUAUGAUUGCCCACAUGAAUAACAAUAAUAAAAGGGACACAAUUCUCCCUUCUUCGUAGGACA
Molecule: messenger RNA, 3781 nt
Organism: Phragmites australis (common reed)
Lineage: Eukaryota; Viridiplantae; Streptophyta; Magnoliopsida; Poales; Poaceae
Product: sodium/hydrogen exchanger 8
Exons: 23
Coding region: 275-3664 (1129 amino acids)
Biological process (GO): proton transmembrane transport
Cellular component (GO): membrane; chloroplast envelope
Molecular function (GO): sodium:proton antiporter activity
Source: RefSeq, a predicted model, not a curated record